CAGUUGCGUUGAAUGCAAUUUUGUCAUUUUUAUUAAAACGUAAAUAUGCUUUCACACAAGAGCUUUUAAAAGUCGACAGAUUGUGUUGAAAAGUUUCGUUGCCGAACCCUUUUAUUUGUUAAAAAAAGCCUCACAUAUUUAGUUUUUUAAAAAAUAUAAAUGGCUGCCUCAAUUGGCAGGUCUGCUAUUCUGUUUGGGAAAAUUAUUACUUCUGAUUUAACACACGCUGUAAAAGUCGGAGUUCCAAAGUACGUUAUGGACGAAAGAUUAAAUAUGUAUUUCAAAGAACAAACACAAUAUUAUGCCUAUGAUAAAACAAAAGAGUGCAAGGAAGGUGAUUAUGUCAUAAUAAAGGAAUAUCCUGAAUCACCUGAAAAAAAAGUUACUCAUACUGUUGAAAAAGUUGUGUAUAAGUUAGGACAUCUAAUUGACCCUGUGACUGGAAAGCGUACCUCUGGGACUGAAUAUAUUGAAGAUAUCCAACGUUUAUCUGAACUUUUUGGUAGAAAAGUGCCAUAUGAAUAUGAAGGUAAAGGAGAAUCCUAAACAAUUUCAUUGAUUAGUUGCUGUUAUUGUUAUAAUAGUUACUUUGAAUAAUGUACUGUGGUUCUGUUGCAUAAACCAUGCCAACAGGAUCAAAUUUUAAAAAGUCUCAUUGUCAAACUGGAGAAAUAUCAUCAUUGAGAAAUAAAGUUUUCCUCAAAAGCUGAAA
This is a messenger RNA of Uloborus diversus, 712 nucleotides long. It is a transcript of the gene mRpS17, whose product is annotated as 28S ribosomal protein S17, mitochondrial-like. Gene Ontology annotation, biological process: mitochondrial translation. The transcript has 3 exons. The record is from RefSeq and is a predicted model, not a curated record. Gene Ontology annotation, cellular component: mitochondrial small ribosomal subunit; ribosome. Lineage: Eukaryota; Metazoa; Arthropoda; Arachnida; Araneae; Uloboridae. Gene Ontology annotation, molecular function: structural constituent of ribosome. Bases 160 to 546 code for a protein of 128 amino acids.